Molecule: messenger RNA, 2068 nt
Organism: Cryptococcus deneoformans JEC21
Lineage: Eukaryota; Fungi; Basidiomycota; Tremellomycetes; Tremellales; Cryptococcaceae
Product: histone deacetylase, putative
Exons: 10
Coding region: 62-1852 (596 amino acids)
Molecular function (GO): NAD+ binding
Source: RefSeq, a predicted model, not a curated record
GCCUUUAGCUUUCUAUUGGCAUAUAUCUCGACAUUCCCGCUACCUCGAACCCGUUGGCUUAAUGUCACAGCCAGAUCUGUCGCAAUAUAGCCUGAGUGAAGAAGUUCCUCUGCCACCAGCACAAGAGAUCAGGCCCGGAGACACGUAUCAGAUAGACUCCGAGGAAUACGAUUCCGAUCAAGAACGCGAUAAUUUGUCUGAUGGAGAAUAUGAUAAAUUAGUUGAAGAAGCGGAGAAUGGAUACACUGAUGAAGAGAUGGAUCAAUAUACCCGCCAGCUCAAAGAGAAUGGCAUCGUAAAUUUCUUGAGAAGCUAUCUAACGUUAACAGAGGACGGUGAGAUGCGAUCGCUUCGAAAAUUGUUAUUAGGUUUUGGUCUUGUUCCUCCGCUUUCUCUUCGGUCUCCCGAAAUUCCCGAUAUUCAAUUACUCCCCUUUGCCAAAGUUGCCCUUUCCAGAAUUUUGCGCAGACGUGAACGUCUUCGAGACAUCUCGUCUUUAGAUGAUGCUGUCUCCUUACUAGCCAAGUCUAAGAAGAUCAUUGUGCUCUCUGGGGCAGGAAUCUCGACUUCUUGCGGUAUACCCGACUUUCGUUCAAGUACCGGUCUGUACGCCCAGCUACAGGAAGAGGGAAAAUAUGAGCUGGACGACCCGCAACAGAUGUUUGACAUCAGAUACUUUAGAGAAAAGCCAGAGGUUUUCUACUCCUUCGCCAAGCAAAUCUAUCCCAGUAACUUUGUCCCCAGCCCUUGUCAUAGAUGGAUCAAGAUGUUAGAAGAUCGAGGUGUUCUUUUGAGGAACUAUACACAAAACAUAGAUACUUUAGAAAGCUUGGCAGGCGUGGAGAGAGUUUUGCAGUGUCACGGUUCCUUCAAGACUGCUUCUUGCCUUCGUUGUAAACAACGAGUGCCAGGUCGGACUAUAGAACCGUACAUAAUGUCCCAGCAAAUUCCGUACUGCGGCACUUGCCGUGAAAUAUGUGCUGCUGAGCGAGAGGCAAGAAGAGCCUAUAGAGAAAAGUUGAAAAAGUUGAAAGCGAGGACUAAAGGGAAGGGUAAAGCGGAUGAGUGGGAUGAUGGCGACGACGAUGACGAUGAUGAGAGUGCAGAUGAAUGGGGAGGAGGUGAACCCGGUAUCAUCAAGCCAGAUAUAACCUUUUUCGGCCAGGCACUCGAUUCAGAGUUUGAUGAAUGUCUAUUUAAAGAUCGCGAAGAGGUGGACUUGCUUGUUGUUAUAGGUACCAGUUUGAAGGUGGCGCCAGUGAGCGAAGUACUCACACACAUACCGCAUUCUGUACCACAAAUAUUCAUCAAUCUCACUCCCGUGUACCAUGUACAACCAGACGUAUCUCUCCUGGGCGAUGCCGACAGCAUAGUGACCUAUCUUUCCAGUAGACUAGGCUGGCCGAUCCCUCCUCCGACAGUACUUCCUACGCCACCGUCUGCCGUUGGCGAGGGCAAGAGUGAGGACACAGCUCCUGCAGGCCAAAAGGAUGAAAUCAAGGUCGAGCGCGCUACUCAUGUGGUGAUCCCCCCCGAAGAAGCACAGUGGCUCACCGUCGAUGAAGAACGCCAUUUCCACCUUCUCCGCCGAAAAGGUGAUCCCGCCAUCCAGGCCGAGACCACCGUCGUCCCUCCAGUCGUCCCAUCCUCUCCAAAGCCCGAACAUUCUCCCCAACCUCGACCUCAAUACACCGACGACUCGGCCAAACAACCGUCUUCUCCACCUCCGGUCCCUAUGCACGUAGGCGAGGCAGAGGAAGGCUACGUCUCCGAUGAAGAAGACGAAGCUGAUGAACCGCCUAGAAAGCGAUCAAAAGUGGUGGAUAGCCUGCUUGGGAAUGCAAGUUGGUGAGGACUUGUUUCAGGUCCAAUUUAAAAUUGCUCUUUUCUCGUGGGGGUCUGCCGUUGGGUUGCUUGGUGUUGCUAAUGUUAAUGUUGUCAAAUGUUGUCUAGAGAAGCCGAUGUUUGAUUUAAACGACGGCCAUUGUAAUCAUUUCCCCCAAAGACACGUUUUUUUUCUUCUUCUUUGGUAUGUUGUGUAAACGGCUGUAAAUCAUGCACGGUAUGU